CACGAUACUUCUACAUGGCGCAACGCUUGGCACAUCGAUCGUUGGGAUAUUUGACUAAAUCUGUAUAUGACGCCGUAGUUGACGGGCUGCUUGGUUGUUGGAUCUAUCAAAUCCUUUAUUGUGUAUAUUAAUUCCAUGCUGGCUGUACCUACUAAUCAACUCAAUAAGCAUACAUACGUGCAUCAUGUUUCUUCCUCACCAUCCUGUCAAAUGGCUGCCGUUGUUGGAGCUCAAACAACGCCUUCCCUAAUCAAUUACAACAUCAUAACACCACCAACAAGGGCAGCAACACCAGCCAGUAGACCGUUCUGGGCGUUUACAAUGCCUGCAGCAUUGGUGCUUGAGGGACCGGCCGUAGAAGAAGCGGUACGAGUGCUGUUACCAGUGCUUGCAGCGGAUGUCUGCCUGGCGAGAGUCGUAGAUGUAGAGCCUGUAGGAGCAGCCUGGGAGGCGCCGGUGUUGGUAGGGGCAGGGGUUGAGCUAUCGGUGGCCGAGGCGCCGGGAGUGGCCUUGAGCUUUUCGAGACCGGCGGUGAUGGUGACGGGAAGCUGGAAGGUGAGGAAAGCCUCAACUCCAGAGCUGCCGGUAGCAGAGAUGCUGCCGCCCGUUACCUGGGCGAAAGCCAUGCUGCAUGAAGCAGCAUCCUUGGCAGUGUUGAGCACGCAGGUACCACCCUCGGAACUAUAUCAGAAGCGUAAGUGUGUCUCCUUAAGUAGUCAAAAGUGAGGUUUAUGCUCGUCUCGCGUGUGAGCCUGGCUAUUGAAAGGAUUCCAGGUUUUGGCUC
Molecule: messenger RNA, 784 nt
Organism: Trichoderma harzianum CBS 226.95
Lineage: Eukaryota; Fungi; Ascomycota; Sordariomycetes; Hypocreales; Hypocreaceae
Exons: 1
Coding region: 136-726 (196 amino acids)
Source: RefSeq, a predicted model, not a curated record